GGUAAAAGUUAUUUUGGUCAUAUUUAAAUUUACAAUUCACUAUUAUGUAAAGAGAAAGGAUUGAUCUGUGAACCUAUAUACAAGCCACUUCAUUUGGCAAGUACAUUCAAUAGAGGGAUAAAGUAUAAAAGCUGAUGACAUUUACAGAGUUGAAAGAAAAUUUUGGAUAUACAGUGUAUUGUGUAUGAGCGCAGUUUUUGUUUAAUAAAUUUUAGUGGAUAAUUUAACGACAUUGUGUCAAUUUCAUUACAAAGAUAAUGCGCCUUUAUUGAACAAGUAAGAUAAAUGGAAUAAACGAACAUCGUGUAGGUAUUGUUGAAAUUUUAUUAAUUUUAAAGAUAAACGUUUGAACUUACUCGAAAAUGCCUGGACACACAAACUCGUCGGAUCCACACGCACAUGGGCGACCAGUGCGUCCAAAAAGCGGAAGUACUCGAAAAGGAACGACCACAACAACAACAACAAGUGUCUUGUCUAAACCGCGAACGAACACAAACACGAGCGGAAGCGGAAAUGAAGUUCGCAGGUUAGGCAGAGGGUCCGCCAAAAAAGACUCAAAACAAAUGAAAACCGCCAGUAAGGAGCAAAAAGAAAAUAAUUAUGAUCAAAAUGAUAAUAACAGAAUAGAAAAUGGUGAAAUGGAGAAAAAGGUCAAUGAACAUGAAACCAAAGAUGAAACUAAUGGGGACACUGAAAACGGUAAUAAGACCGAUGACGUAAGUGAGAUGGAAGAAAACACAAAAACGCGGUUUACCAGACCGGAAACACCGCCAAAAGUCGAGACCCCGCCACCUGCUCCACCGGAACAACCGGAAGUGUUUACGUUGGAAAAAUUUAAUAAGACUAUGGAUUUAUAUUCAGAAAAAUUUUCCACGUCAAAAUUCAUGCACGUUACCGACGAUUACCCAACAGGCGAACUAAAUGCCUUGAUUUCCGAGGUGAAUAUUAAGAUUGACGAAUACAAGCGAGAGACGUUGUCAUCCCAGAAGCACUUGAAUGACUUAAGACAGCGGAUGCAUGAAGUUAAAGAACGAAUCUCUCACAACAUCCAGCAAAAAUCUAACGCAAUACGAAUGGAUGAGGAUACACAGAGCAUUGAAGAGCGGGAAUUGAGAGAAAAGCUCGCUCGUCUCAAUGCGCAGGUUGCUCAGGCAAACGCGGAAUUAGCCGAAGCUUUACGAUUGUCGGCGGAAACUGAACACACGGCUGUAGAGGCGCAGCUAGCAGCGGAACGAGCAAAAGAGGAGGCGAAGAAUAUUCAGGAGGAGAUAGCUUUCAGAGAAAAGGUUGAAGAAAGGAGGCGUGAACACGAAAAGAAGAAACAAGAAGAAGAGAGGCGGAAAAUGGAGGAGCAAAGACUGCGGGAGGAGGAGAUAAUUCGGGAGAAGGAGGAGGAAUGGAGGAGGAGGGAACACGGAGCGGAGAAAACUGUAGAGUGGGACACGUGGCCAACCUAUGAAUAUAAAGUGGAUGACGACAGAUUUGACGUUGGAUGUAUCAUCCGAGCAGACCCGAAUAAGUUUAACCGGAAUGACGUCACGUGUACAGUUUUAGACCAGAUGGAGAGUCCUGUACCGUUCUCGGAAAGCGAGGAAUUAGUCAGUUUAAUACUGCAUCUCGAGUACAGGAAUGCUGAAGAGAAACUUAAAGAUAAAGUAAUCGUCUGCGUCCCAUACAGUUCAUCAAAACAGUCACAUGGUCAUAAUUCUAAAGAGGCCGUGGUGAAAAUUGAGAAAGACGGUCACUGGGUGUGCCUGGAAACUAAGGAGGAAGUACUCGACGGGUAUAAGGAUACAAAGUUUGCGGCUGCGGAGACAAGAUCACUUGGUCGAAUGGCAGUUUUCAGUCGCCUGAAAAGAGAUUACGCAACACUCUCCAAGAAAGGCGGGAAAGUGACGUCAUCUUACGAUCAGCGAAUCAGCUUGACCGUACCAAAAGAUUGUAUACACGGAAAAGAUCAUAUUUUAAUGGAGGUUCAGCCGAUAGAUUCCUCGUCAGUGAAUGACCUUAAGAACCGGAGUAAGACUUGCAAAGGCCUCCUUAACUCCAGCCCUAUUAUUCACAUGGAGUUCGAGUCCGCGGAAUUCAAAAAACCAGUCACGGUAACAGUUCCUUGCCCUCCAAAUCCAAUAAAAGCUAAGAAAAUAGCAGCCAUGAGAAAAGCUAAAGAAGAUAAGAUGAACAACCCACCAAAGGUGCAUAUAUUAUUACCUCACGAGAUAGAAGCGAUGGAGAAGGAGAAACAAAAGUCAAAGUUACAGAGAAUGCAGGAACAGCUAGCAGCAGACGAGAACAAAGUUGACGAGCCGAAACCCACUAAAUGGUAUAUGGGCGACUAUGCCAACAACGAAGAUGAUGAAAAUGAUAACUUAUACCUAAUAAGCGCCCAGGGGAACAAAUGGUCACCGGUCGAGAACGUGAACAUUAUGCAGGUGAAACUGGACCUUCUUCAGUUUGAGCUUGACAAACCACUAGAAAAAUUUAUGGUUUUGCGUACGAAGACAAACGUGCACGAAGACACAGUUGGUACCAUGGCAACAGAAAUGUCAAAUCUGCUCUCGCAAAAAUUCGUACAAGUUAUUCUUAAACAGAAGAAUGAUGACCCGUUUGACACAGUGAUGUCGGUUGUUCCUCAAUCAAAAACAGAUAAAACUCUGAAGGACUUGUCAAAAGAGGGAUACGACGACGGACCGGAACCAAGUCCGGUUCUGAGUAUAAACGAAGGGGAUGUAAUUGAAGUUUGUUUCCGUGGAAACGUAAAGAACAAAGAUGCAGAAGGGAUACAGUUUGUGUAUAACUCAAAUCUAAAGUCAGAAACCGAAUUCUACGCAUGUGAAGUGGACAAAUAUCUUCAGAAAAAUUUCCCUGUAUACAGAGGAGUUGUUGAGGUUUACCGGAAGUACAAAGUAAAGAAUACAACACGUAGAAAGCGUCGUGAUUCGUCAGACGACCAGGACGAGCCUCCAUUUGAAAUCAAGAAGGAGCUCAUGUGUGAACUGGCUAUAAAUAUACCCAAGUAUCACGUGGAACAGAAUACCACGGUGGUGCGGGCACCUGUUACUAUACAUAACACGUCAGAUGCUGUUAAUGAGGACAUGCUAAGAUUCUUAGCCGAGGAGCUAGGGGACGAGUGGAAAAUGGUUGCCAGUCAUUUGGGCGUGAGUAAACCACGUGUACAAGCAAUUAUUAGAAACAUGCAGUACGGGGAUCAGAGUGACGCUGACGCUAGAUUUGACAUGUUGAUGACGUGGCUUAAAAAGACACCAAAAGCUGUGGACAAGGUUUCAUGUUUGAGUAACGCCUUGUUGAAGAGUUCAAGAGGAGACCUGGCGGAAGAAGUUAGAGCACGUGACAGGGACUUCCGGGAGCAUCACAGGGCUCGUUAGUUAUCAGAAUCAAACAUAAACUCUCCUAUAUUAACUCUGUGAAAAAUCCAUUCCAUGCAAACUUUUAAAUCGAAUCAAUUAACUUCUAUUUAGGACUUGUGUGUAAUAUAAAUAUAACGAAAUAACAUACAGUUACAAUUUGGAAUUAAUGAAUAGCUAAACUAUAUUGGAGCAUAAGCCAUAAACCACUUAAGGUACUUAUUAGCUAUUUGAGCUUGCAGGAAAUAGACUAUAUAAAUCCUCUGAAUUUCAGAAGGUUUUUUUAUUAUCAUCAUUCAAUUUAGUUCGAACGUAUUUUAGUUUAAGCAUAUUUCAUUGCCUUAAAGAUCUGCUGAAGCGAUUAAAAAACAACAUUGUAUUCAUCAAAAAGAAAUGGGUUACAACAUUAGAUAAGUCUUUUGAGUCAAACAUUUCUUUUCUUACAUCUAUGUAUUUUGGAUGUCGAAAGAAAUGGUUCAUUUUGACGUCAUGUUAUGUAAAUGACGUUUUUAAAAAUGUAAAAUAUGCAAGUAUUUAUAACCGUAGAUUAGUUUAGGCGUUAGGGUCAUGCAAUAUGUAUCUUAUGUUCAAAUGUUAACGUCUUUUGGUUAUUUCGUCAUUUAUGUGACGUCAUUUCUUUAAAGUCAUAUAUUCAAAUAACUACACAUAUAAGGUUUAUAGGAAAUAUUUCAGUAAAGAAACACAUUCCUUUUUUUAGGAAUCAAGUACUAGUAGAUAAUUGUCCAUAUGUCAAUUUUGUGCUUUUUUAAUUUAUCUUACAAUUAUAGAAAAUAAUUUUUUACAUAUAUUUAUUGAUUUAUUUUAUUAUUUAUUUGACGUUUGAUUUCUAAGAAAAACACAAAAAACGACUUGAAAGUAGGAACAAAUGUAAACAGUGGUCAUUUAUCUAAAGGUAGAUUCCAGUAAUGUUAAACGUCGAAAAUGUAAAUAAAUACAAUUUAGGCCGGUGCUUGGGGGAUGCUACACUGGUUAAUUUCUCUUAUGAUCAUACUGUGUCAAACUAAUCUUAUAUUUGUACCUUUAAAUUUUUAUUUUCAUAAUUCACGAAGGAUUUCUUUUUUUUAACAAAGGAUUUUUUGUCUAUAUAAAAAUGUCUUUAUAUAAAUGUCAUAGACAGAUACAUGUACAAUAUUUUACUAUUUGCAGUGUUUUGUGAAAUCUUAUAUGGACCUUUAUUAUAUACGUGUAUAACAUAUUCAUAAUUAUUCGGGUAUCUUUGAAAUAUACUGUAUUAUUUUACAAUGUACAUGAAUUUAUUUUCAAUUUGUGAUUCAGUCUAUACUGUAACUGUGAUAUGUUGAAAUAAUAUUUUUAUAUGAACAGACUUGGUAAUUUUUUUAUGGCCAAGCGAAUGUUAUUUAUAUAUUUGUUUAUUUACUUUCAUUAUAUAUAUUGUAUGUUAAUGUGAUUUAUUUGUUGUUUUUUUUUGUUCCAGAUAAAUAAAACUUCGCCUACAAACAAUUAUAAUGAAAAUAACUUGAUAAAUUAUAAUUAAAUCAAUCUUAUGUUCGCUCUGAAAGAGAAACAUUAACUAAGAAAAGGAUCAACUGUCUUGGGCUCUUUUUUUUUUUUUUAUUUCUUUUCAAAUUUUUGUGAGUUUGAAAACCAGGAUAAAAUAAAAAAAAGGUGCUGGCUUAGGCAUUGUUUCUUUCUUUAUUCUUUUUAACUACAUAUUGAAGUUUUUUCUUCAUAACAUAACCAUAUGACUGUUGUUGUAUAUUUUAGUUGCUUUCUAUAAUAGUAUUAUUGUUCGUCUUUCUAGACCAUUAAUUAAGUUUUACCGGUUUGACAUAUCUUCUAUCCGUCCUCCUUUCCGUCCCUUUUCCGUCCAAUUGUUCUUUUCCCGUCCUUUCAUCACAUACCCUUCUUAUUUCUCAUAUUAUCCCCAUAUACUGACUCACGUUUCAGAUAUUUUUGAUUUCUACCACUGACCACUACCCUUUCGAGGGUUGGUGUCAAGGUCGUGUACACUUGGGGCUUAAAAAUAGAUAGUCGUAUUUAUAGGAGACGCUACGGGCCAUCCGUUACUAUUGAGGAAAUUCCUGUUAUCAUAUACGUAUAUUGUAUAAGAUUAUAAUAUUUUAUUAUAGAAAAAUUUCUAGAUAUAAUAUUUUAUUAUAGAAAAAUUUCUAGACCUAUCUGUGAUAUUUAGAACUGUAGAGCGUGUUUUAAAGUCUAUACUCAAGAAUGGCAAACAUAAAAAAUAGUUCGUGCAUGAAUACGGUUAUCUUUCUUCUUUUCCGUCCGAAGUUCACACGUGUUUGUUGCACAGUAAGUGAACCAGAUUUCUGAUAUGACAUGUUUUGGUCAUAAAUUUAGUUUUUGUACAUGCUUUUAAGUUUAUAUUUAUAUUUCUUUUCAGAAAAUAGUAAUGUAACUAUUAUAUACACUACUUACGUUUCAUUUUUUUUCAACACUACAAUAAGACGUUUUUUUCUAAAAAAAUUAUUUCCCAUACAUAUUUAUAUCUUGCAUACAUGUUCAUGUGUUGUUUUUUAACAUUUUUAGAUGAUAAACUGUAUCAUAUUGUAAAUAGUUGUGCUUUUAUAUAUACUGCUAUAUUUAAUUAUAAUCAUA
Ruditapes philippinarum (Manila clam) is the source of this 5963-nucleotide messenger RNA. RefSeq names its product death domain-containing protein 1-like. The transcript is spliced from 18 exons. Lineage: Eukaryota; Metazoa; Mollusca; Bivalvia; Venerida; Veneridae. Gene Ontology annotation, molecular function: protein binding. Gene Ontology annotation, biological process: signal transduction. The coding region runs from base 363 to 3386 and encodes 1007 amino acids. The record is from RefSeq and is a predicted model, not a curated record.